Messenger RNA from Penicillium salamii, 1302 nucleotides. Lineage: Eukaryota; Fungi; Ascomycota; Eurotiomycetes; Eurotiales; Aspergillaceae. The record is from the annotation of a GenBank genome assembly.
AUGUAUCCAACUCGAAUCGACCUGUUCAAGGGACAGCCGGCAAUAUCCAUGCUCCCAGUCAACCGACUCAAGCAAGCAUCCAGUGUCGCCCUAUCUGACGAAACAAUAUUCGGAACCGGUCUGGAAUAUGGCCCAAACGAAGGCCAUCUCCCUAUGAGAAAGAACAUGGCCGAAUGGCUCACCAGGUUUUACAACCCCUCACAACCAAUCCCCACAGACCGUGUAUGCAUCACAGGCGGCGCAAGUCAGAAUCUAGCUUGUAUCCUGCAAGUAUUCACAGACCCAGCGCAAACAAAGAAGAUCUGGCUCGUUGAGCCAACCUAUCAUCUUGGAUUUCGAAUCUUCGAGGACGCCGGAUUCAUGGGUCGAUUGCGUGGUAUACCCGAAGACGAAGAUGGGUUGGACGUUGCCGCGCUAGAGCGUGCUUUGGAGGCAUUUGAGCAGGAACAUCCGACUCAGAACGACACGGUAUACAAGACUGAAAGACCACAUGGGAAGAUAUACAAACAUGUUAUAUAUUGUGUUCCGACAUUUUCGAAUCCCUCAGGAAAGACAAUGCCUCGGGCCCGACGAGAGUAUCUUGUUCGGGUUGCACGCAAGUUCGAUGCUCUCGUCGUGGCAGAUGAUGUAUAUGAUUUCCUUACCUGGGCCAAUGCGCAUUCCGGGGAUUCGAGUCUCGCACGUCUCGUGGACAUAGAUCGUGUUCUGGACGAUGGGCCAUGUGAAUUCGGGAACGUCGUGAGUAAUGGCUCAUUCAGCAAGCUUAUUGGUCCUGGGUGUCGAGUUGGGUGGGCUGAAGGGACAUCGCGUUUCAUCCAUGGUCUUUCCGAAGCUGGUUCCACACAGUCAGGCGGUGCCGCUUCCCAGCUGAUGUCGACAUUCGUGAAUGAAAUGCUAGAGGAUAACUUCCUACCCGAGUAUAUCAGGAAUACUUUGAUUCCCGAAGGACGAAAAAGACAUACACUCCUUGCAUCGGCGGUCAAAGCGCAUCUUGGUCCCUUUGGUGUGACAUUUGCUCCUGAUCCAGAGACCAGUGCACUAGUCGGAGGAUAUUUCAUCUGGCUUCGGCUUCCGGAUACAUUGACGUCGACUCGGGUUUGCGAAUGGGCUCUCCGAACGCAGAACUUGGUUCUGGCUAGCGGUGAGACGUUUGCUGUUCCUGGUGGGGAUUUUCCGGUUGAGUUGCAUCACAGACUGAGGUUGUGUUUCAUGUGUGAGGAUGAAGGGCGGCUAGUUGAGGGGGUGGAGAGGUUGGGGAUUGUGAUACAGGAUAUACUGGGAAAUGACCAAAAUCAAGGUUGA